GCAGCGUCCACUUUUCUGUGCGUUUUGUUCAGUCUGACUUGGUGCUGCAGGACGGUUCCCUUCUACACUUCUAAUCAAUUGUUGUUGGUAGAUACCGGUAGUGCUUUACUUGGACGUUCUAUUUCCACCAUGAUGACCUCAGAUACUAGCGAACGGGGCAUGGUCCUGAGCCCCCAAAAUAGCAGCGACCAUGACGACGCUGUGCCGCCAGUGACUUUGGACAUGGGGAACACCGUCACUGUCAUGUCUCCGACGCACGAUGAGAUGGAAUCGCGGGAGGCUAGCCGCAAGCACCCUCGUUGGCUCGUCUACACAGUGAUUGGAUUGUCCGUGUUGGCAGUGGCAGGUAUUUUCACACUGGUAACAGUCUCCGCUCAUGGGAAGAAGAACACGAAUCAAGCUUCCCAGGCCGACGCUGGUUUGACCAUUAUCGACGACAGUCCCCAAAAUUCUGGUACCAACAAUGGUGGUGCCGCGGACGUAUCACCACCCAUGGUAACGUCUCCUCCAGCUCCCACGCCUUCACCCACUCCACAUCCAGUCCAUGUCACCAUGCCUCCAAGCGAGAAACUGGGCUGCCUCACUGACCGCUUUGACAAUGAAAACUAUCCGGAGAACAAUCGUCUCUUUCCAGGCCAGUACAUUUGUUCUCGCGACGAUGAACGACGCUUUCAAUUUGGAGUUUCACCCGGGGGUGACUUGCUCUGGAAGGAUACUGAGCCCAACAAAACGACCACGCAAGUUCUGUUCCAAAAUCCCUACACACCCAAGGGCGGUGUGGAACGGCCUCUCCCAGAUGAUCAUCCGUUUGAUUAUUUCUUUUCCUUGAGGACAGAUGGAACCUUUGUCAUGAAUGUGGUCAACAACACCAAUCCCGACGUAGUUGUCCGGAGCCAACUAUGGACCAAGAAGCCCAAGUACAAGAUAACCCUGUCGGAAAAGUGCUUGCCUCAUCAUGAUUGCCCCUAUUUGCAUGUUCAUCAAGGCGGGACAUGCGUCCUCAACUGGAUUGGAAUGACCAUUGGCAACCCUUUGCAAGUGGGAAGCAAUGACAACUGGCAGAAUCACAACUUUAUGAAGGUCUACAACUUUAGCAACAACUAACUAAAAGAGGUACGGUAGCGAGUGUGCUUUGCUUGUGCCAGGCUUCUACCGGUAGGCAUGAUAGAUGCUUUAUUAAAAUAAAUAAAAACUUUAUAUCCAACC
Messenger RNA from Seminavis robusta, 1206 nucleotides. The record is from the annotation of a GenBank genome assembly. NCBI's taxonomy places the organism in Eukaryota, Bacillariophyta, Bacillariophyceae, Naviculales, Naviculaceae.